Molecule: messenger RNA, 2119 nt
Organism: Tinamus guttatus (white-throated tinamou)
Lineage: Eukaryota; Metazoa; Chordata; Aves; Tinamiformes; Tinamidae
Gene: TNFRSF11B
Product: TNF receptor superfamily member 11b
Biological process (GO): signal transduction
Molecular function (GO): protein binding
Source: RefSeq, a predicted model, not a curated record
AGAAAAAAGUUUGGUCAUAGACGGGGAAUGAGUGAUCAAAGCUCUGAGCCAAAGCUUCCUGUUGCACCAGGGCUAUAUAUAUAUCGUGUCUUUAAUGUUGGGGGAUGCAAGCAGGCUGCUAGGAGACUGGAGCGCUAGCUGACUCCCUGCCUCACUGCCCAGCUCGCUCGCUGAGGUUUCUUCACCGACCACAAUGAACAAGUUCCUGUGCUGCACGCUUGUGCUCUUGGAUAUUUCUGUUAAGUGGACCGUCCAGGAGCUCUCUUCUCCAAAGUAUCUCCAUCACGACCCAGGAACAUCUCAUGAACUGGUGUGUGACCAGUGCCCUCCUGGAUCGUACGUAAAGCGGCACUGCACAGCUACCAACCAGACACUGUGCGCCCCUUGCCCGGACCAGUACUAUGCCGAAGACUGGAACAGCAAUGAUGAAUGCCAGUACUGCAACACCGUUUGCAAAGAGUUGCAGUAUGUCAAGCAGGAAUGCACGAGCACACAGAACCGCGUCUGCGAGUGCGUCCAAGGGAGAUACCUCGAGUUAGAGUUUUGCUUAAAGCACACGGCGUGUUCUCCUGGGUUCGGUGUUGCACAGCCAGGUACCCCUGAGAGUGACACUGUGUGUAAGAGAUGUCCAGAAGGAUUUUUCUCGAAUGAAACAUCAUCCAAAGCAGCUUGUCAGAAACACACAAACUGUAGUGCACUAGGCUUGAAAACAGCGUUGAGGGGAAAUGCAGUUCGAGACAACGUGUGCCAGGAAAACACAGAUACAUCAUCUCAGAAAUGUGGCAUAGAUGUAACCCUGUGUGAGGAGGCUUUGUUUAGGUUUGCUGUUCCUAAUCAGCUCACACCUAACUGGCUGAACAUCCUAGCAGACAGUUUGCCUGGGACAAAAGUUAGCCCUGAAAAUAUAGAAAGGAUUAAGCAAAGGCACAGUUCUCAAGAACAAACCUUCCAGCUUUUGAAAUUGUGGAAGCAGCAGAACAAGGAGCAAGAUACGGUCAAGAAGAUUAUCCAAGAUAUCGAUCUUUGUGAAAAUACUGUCUUAAAACAUAUUGGCCGCCCAAAUCUCACCUUUGAACAUCUCAACACACUGAUGGCAAGUUUACCAGGCAAGAAAGUGGGAAAAGAAGAUAUUGAACGCUCAAUGAAGCUAUGUCAACCUACAGAACAAAUCCUGAAGCUGCUCAAUCUGUGGAGGAUAAAGAAUGGAGACCAAGACACCAUUAAAGGUUUAAUGUAUGGACUGAAGCACUUGAAAACAUACCACUUUCCGAAAACAACCAUCCAAAGUCUGAAGAAGGUGAUAAAGUUUCUUCACAGAUUUACAAUGUAUAGAUUAUACCAAAAACUGUUUUUAGAAAUGAUAGGGAAUCAAGUUAAAUCAGUGAAAGUAAGAUGUGUCUAAUUCAAGAUACUUUGCAUUCUCCACUGACUAUUCUUCCCUAAUUACUGCCAGCAGUAAUUAAACUGGAACAUUGUUUCCCUAACUAUUUAUAGAAUUGCCUGACUGGAAUAGCUCUAAGUCUUUUGCAGUGUUCUUAGAGUUUUUUUUUUUAUAAAAUCACUUUGUAAAAGCUAUUAACCUGUUGGUAACACUAAGAGCCUGAUUCUGCAUUUUGCACAUUCGGAAUUGAAAAGCCCCACUACAGUCACUAGAUGAGAAAAGAAUGUUGGACCAGGCUCUAAUACAGUAUUUGCUAUUUAUAUUCUUUAAGGUAUAAACAUUUUUGUUGUACAUAUUUAUUAAAUUAAAUGGAAGUUGUAUGAGUCUGAAUUUUAGGAAGACAAAUGAAAAGCACACUGUAUAUAUUCUAGUUAAACAAAAUGAUCUCAUAUAUUUUUCUGGAAAAAUUUUGUAGCAUGCUCUAAAAGUUCUUAAUUUCUUUACAUUGUAUAUUUGAAAAGUAUAAUUGUUUAGUUUUAUCUGUAUAAGUUGUGGUAUCUUUCAGUAGAGAUGUUUUAAUUUAUCCGAUGAUUUUAACAAAUACGGUGAAAAUAUAGCUUAAAUGACCUGAAUAUUUAAAUAUUCUGUGAGAAAGUGAAUGUAUCAUAUUUAAGAAGUUGAAUUUUUACAUAGAAUUUCAUAAUCUUAUUUUAUAAAACAAUUAAAUUUUUCAGUUUA